GGCCUGGUGUACAACAAGCGCUACACUGCGGCUCCCAGACUCAUGGCCGAGCUCACAGGAGCAGCUCGCCGACUUGUGGCGGGCAAGCCGGCGGAAGAGGUGGCGUUCGUUGGUGGUGUCAGAGUUCUUUUGGACUACCUGCGGCGCACGCUCGGCAAACCACAGGUGAAUGAAGUGACAGAUCUCUUGGGGAAGUACUUCAAAGGUACAAGGAGGAGAUCGGGGGAGUCCAUGAACGAAUACAUCACUCGGAAGAGUGAGGCCUUUUUACGAGUGAGUCAGGCACUCAAGAGAGUGCAGCCACACUACAAAGGGAUAGGGGGCAAUGCUGGAUACUACCAACGAGGCAAUGAUGGCCCAGAUGGCGGCACGACUACUUCGUGGACAACCUGGGGGCAAGGAGCCCCGUCGACGAGGAGCUGGACCAGCGGUUGGUCGCACAGUGAUUGGGGGUCCCAGAGAAGCUGGGACUGGUACGGCGGAGGAUGGUGGUCCAGCGGCCACUCCAACUAUGGAGCCGUGCCUUCCACCUGGAGCUCCUUGGAGGCUGUGGAAGAUGAGACUCUGUUGCCGGCUUUCAUCCAAGGAUGGUACUUGCUGGCCGACGCGGCGCUGGACAGCGCCGAACGGAAUAUCAUCGCGACAGCUCUCGGCGGCGACUACUCCCCGGCCAAGGUGGCGCAGGAACUGCGGAACCAGUUCCCCGAGACCGAGCUUCGCCGGAAAGAUCACGGACGACGCUCCCACGCUUUUGUGAGCACAGAGGACUACUACGAGACCUACGAGGCCGAGGACAUCGAGGCCAGAGCCGAGGACCUUACGGACGAGGGUGCGGCGUUGUUGGUGGAGGCCGAAGACGAGGCCCAGCAGGCCAUGGCGGUGCUUGGACAAGCACGCCGUACGCUCAAGGAAGCGCGGAUGCGCCAGCACAACGUGAAGAUGAAUCGGCAAUACUACCGAGGCAACAACAGCAGCGGUCCUCGUCCAGCCGGGGGCGGUCCCAGAUCCUCAUCGGCGACUACCAGCAGUAGCAGCGGAGGCGCUCCCAAUGAUGCUAACAUGAUCUGCCUGGGCUGCGGCGUCAAAGGGCAUCGAGUUGCGAACCGCCCCAACAAGAAGAGUGAGGCUAUGCAAGCCACCGAGGCUUCCGGAGGCGAGACGCAACACGCUCCCUUUGUGUGUUUUGCGGAGGACUGUGAGAGCGCUCUCACGGUGUUCCCUACUACCAGCCAGGCGGUCGAGGAGGGCUACGCGAUCAUCGAUGGCGGAGCCACCAAGACCCUAGGCAGUGUGCACGCGGUGGAGGCCUUGCUCCGGAAGAACCAAGAAUAUCAUGGCAAUCCACGCCUGGCGGAGAUCGACAAGAACAACCAGCCUCUGUUUGGCUUCGGGAAUAGCACAGAAGGCCGUUGCCUCAGUACCUGCAAGGUUGGGGUCCAGGCGGGUGGCCAAGCUGGCAAGGUGCAGAUUCACACCCUCAACGAAGGUGUGGGUCCCAUAUUGCUCAGCAUCGAUGCACUGCGGAGCCUGGGGGCAAUCGUCGACUUCCGCGAGGAUCUCCUCGUCCUGACCGCGAUCAACGACCGCAAGAUCAUACCACUUCGCCGGUCCUCCACAGCCCUUGGCGAGGAGAGUCCCGAGAACUGGAAUCGCAUGGAAAUCAAGCAGCGCAUCCAGGAGAUCACCGAGGAGAUGCCAGCCCUGGCCACAGCAGUGGCCCACAAGACGCCUUUGGAAACAAAGAUGGCGCAACUCAGCAAGAGCAGCCGCAAGAAGAGCACCCUGCGCGAGUACUUGGAGAACGAGCUGCACCUCGAAGUGUCGGACAUGGACACCAUUGCGGCCAUGCAACGCAAGGCCAGCAACAAGAUCCUCCAGGAGUGUCCUGUUCACGGGGCAGACGCGAUGGGGUUUGGGAAGUACUCCCAGCUCAGCUACCAGGAGACCUACCUCAAGGACACCGACUACUGCAAAUGGGCGCAGGCUACAGUGGCCGAGGGUCCCAGCAGCAUUCGCCUGGAGCGCUUCGUUCGUCGGUUGGCCAAGGCCGAGGAAGAUGGCGGCCCGAAACAUCCGAUGAACAGUUCCCCGAUGGUAGCACCACGGCCCAAGAGUCGCGGCUACAAGGCCCCGACAUCGGGCUCGGCAUCCAGCAGCGCGGCAUCGAAGGCACCUCCCAUGGCCGACCCACGCGACGAGUUGAUCAUGAAGAUGACGACGGCGCUCCAGGACCUCAAGGAGGAAGUGGAUCAGCUUCGCGCGGAGCGUCCCCGCAAGGUGACCUCGAAUGCCGACAAGUAG
This is a messenger RNA of Symbiodinium sp. CCMP2456, 2301 nucleotides long. The record is from the annotation of a GenBank genome assembly. Lineage: Eukaryota; Dinophyceae; Suessiales; Symbiodiniaceae.